Molecule: messenger RNA, 1642 nt
Organism: Schizosaccharomyces cryophilus OY26
Lineage: Eukaryota; Fungi; Ascomycota; Schizosaccharomycetes; Schizosaccharomycetales; Schizosaccharomycetaceae
Product: mannose-1-phosphate guanyltransferase
Exons: 3
Coding region: 143-1387 (414 amino acids)
Biological process (GO): biosynthetic process
Cellular component (GO): cytoplasm
Source: RefSeq, a predicted model, not a curated record
GCGACUUUUCAUACAGGGCAAGAACAACCUUGUCGAAACCCAACCACUACACCAAACUAGAAUUCUAAAAGAACGCUUUGGAAUUGUUUUACCAUCCUUCAUUUCUUGGUUGUUUUUCUAUUAAGCGUGAAAGCUGAACAUCAUGAUUUCGUCUGCGGUCAUUCUCGUCGGCGGUCCUUCUCGUGGUACCCGUUUCCGUCCUCUUUCUUUUGAUGUUCCCAAGCCUUUAUUCAAAAUUGGAGGCCGUGAAAUGAUCUACCAUCACUUACAAGCGUUAUCAAAAGUCGAAAGUGUCAAGGAUGUUUUCUUGGUUGGCUUUUAUGAAGACUCUGUUUUCAAGGAGUUCAUUCAUGAAGCCUCGGUUGAAUUCCCCAUGUUUCAUCGUAUCAAAUAUCUCCGCGAGUACAAUUGCUUAGGCACUGGCGGUGGAUUGUAUCAUUUCCGUGACCAAAUCCUGAAAGGACAUACAGAUAAUGUGUUUGUUAUGCAUGCAGAUGUCUGCUGCAGCUUCCCCUUGAAUGAACUGUUGCAAUCACAUCAAGCAAAGGAUGCUUUGGUCACCCUUAUGGCCACUAAGGUGAACAAGGAAGAUGCCUCUAACUUUGGUUGCCUCGUAGAGGAUCCCAACACGAACCGUGUUUUGCACUACGUUGAUAAGCCUAGUUCUUAUUUAUCCAACAUUAUUUCUUGUGGUAUCUACGUUUUUGAUGCCUCCAUUUUCGACGAAAUCAAGAAAGCUUAUGAGCGCCGUAUUGAGGAAGUCGAGAAGCAACUCCGUUCUUUAGAUGAUGGAAUGGAAGAUUAUUUGAGUUUGGAGGAUGAUGUCUUGGCUCCUUUAUGCUCUGACUCCUCUAAAGCUAUUUUUGCUUAUAACGCACCUGAAUUUUGGCGCCAAAUCAAAACUGCCGGUUCUGCUGUCCCUGCUAACUCUCUUUACCUUCAAAAGGCUUAUCACGAUGGCACUCUUCCUCGCCCUGAUACGGAAGCUGAAAUCAUUCAACCUGUUUUCAUCCAUCCUUCUGCCACCGUCAGCCGUGGAGCUAAAAUCGGUCCCAAUGUUUUCAUUGGCGCUCGCGUACGUGUAGAUGAUGGUGCACGCAUUCGCAAUUCCAUUAUCCAAGAAGACUGUGAGGUUUCCUCUCAAGCUGUUAUCUUGCACUCUAUUCUUUCUCGUAAUUGCAAGAUCGGUAAAUGGUCUCGUGUAGAAGGAUCCCCUACCUUGCCCAGUCAGCACUCUACCACUAUCAUGCGUAAUCAUGUUAAAGUACAGGCUAUAACUGUAAUGGGUGCCGAUUGCCAUGUCCACGAUGAGGUGCGUGUUCAAAAUUGCCUUGUUCUCCCUCAUAAAGAGAUUAAGGUCGGUUUGGUUGGAGAAAUUGUUAUGUAAAAGCCUCCGGUUCUACUGUUUAUGAAGCAAGCAAACUUAUCUUUUACUUCCUCCGCUUUCUUUGAAUAGAAGAUAUAUUUAUAUAUUAUACAUGUAUACCAAAAAAAAUCACUUCAUAGAUUUAGGAAUAACUUGUACAUCAUAGUACGUAGUUUCCAGUGGGUUCAGAUAUAGAUAGCACGACUAAUAAAUCUGUUUCCUUCUGUUGGUCGUAAAAGCGUUUUGUUCUAAACUCGCUGUACUGUCAAUUUCACG